Molecule: messenger RNA, 2305 nt
Organism: Papilio machaon (common yellow swallowtail)
Lineage: Eukaryota; Metazoa; Arthropoda; Insecta; Lepidoptera; Papilionidae
Gene: Usp1
Product: ubiquitin carboxyl-terminal hydrolase 1
Exons: 10
Coding region: 147-1994 (615 amino acids)
Biological process (GO): protein deubiquitination
Cellular component (GO): cytosol; nucleus
Molecular function (GO): cysteine-type endopeptidase activity; cysteine-type deubiquitinase activity
Source: RefSeq, a predicted model, not a curated record
UGGCCGUCUAUUACGAAUGGGAAUAUUCGCGGUUAUUUUGUCUCAAUAUUUGCUUAAUUAUCUAGUUUUUAUAAUUUUGAUAACAUUGUCUUACAGAAUAGAAUGUAAGUCAAUGUGCGUAAUAAAAUCUUUCACGUAUCCUGAAGAUGCCAGUUAAUCCUGUAUCAGGAACGAAAAAAGGUGUUGAAAAAUCGAAAUUUACACUAUCCUUAAACAGGAAUAAUGCUACAUAUUUGAGCGACGAAAAUAAAAAACCUGUGAAUUCGAAAGGUAUUUCUAGCUCUCUAAAAGUGUUCGACGACAAUAAGGAGAAUAAGCCCGUAAAGAGAGCACUAAACAGCACAUAUCUGAAUACUUUGAAUGCUGCGAAGAAGCUAAAACCAUUAGUGGAAACUCCGAAAUCUGCCGAUAGUGAGCUGAUAGUAUUAGAAAAGCCUAUUGGCAGCGCUGCCAUGUUGAAUGGCCAUCAUCCUACAGACAAUCAAUAUGGAGGAGGAACUCAGUGGAAGGCACCUAUUGCCACUCUCUCUAACUUGGGGAAUACUUGUUUUUUAAAUAGUGUACUUUAUACAUUGAGGUAUGCACCUCGGUUUCUCCACAAUUUACACCAUCUGGUAUCAGAUUUAGCAAGUGUGGAACAGAAAUUAGGCAGCAUUAGAUUGAAGAGUUCCUCAUUGGGUCGAAGUGCUGCUGGCUUAGCAUCAUCAGGGACCAGGUCAUGGAGCAGUAAGGACUUACUGUCUUUAGGACAGUCUGAGAAUAAUGCUGGGAAAAGUAAAAUACAGAUUGCUACGGAAAAGCUACAUGAAACCUAUUUAAACCUUCGAGCAGCAGAGAGCAAAUGCCUCAACAGUGGCUCGGGAGAUGGAAGUCCUGAGCCAUAUGCUGCUGAUGCCUUUCUUGCCGCACUUAGAGAUGUUAAUUCUACAUUUGAAGGUAAUCGUCAACAAGAUGCCCACGAGCUAUUGGUGUGCAUUUUGGACAACAUACGAGAAACUUGCCGCGCGCUCAGCGCUAGAGCUUCACGUCUUCAGAUACAUGAAAAUGGAGACAGUAAUGGAUUGGGACGUCAGGCAGGGUUGGACUCUGACUCUGGUAAGCCGACGCUGGGCAAUCUGAGGAAGUCAUGGAAGAAGCGCAAGGAAGGGAAGGCGAACGAGAAGCGGCACUCCCCCAUAGAGGAGCGGGCGCCCUCCCCCGCAGACCCUGAGAGGGAGGAGCGCUCUCGUCCAGGGUGGGAUUUUGUCGCUGAUGAUUUUGAAGGUACAAUGGUGACGCGCACGAUGUGCUUGGAGUGCGAGGCAGUGACGGAGAAGGCGCAGGCAGUGUGUGAGCUGUGUGUGCCUGUGGGGGACGACGAUGCGCCCUCAGACGAGCCCUUCCGUGCAGCUUGCCUCUCCAGUGAAUAUCUCCGAGAUCAGAAUAAGUAUUGGUGCGAGCGCUGCCUGCGGUAUAAUGAGGCUUGGCGCAGUGUGUCAUACUCGCGACUGCCGCGGCUGCUGGUGCUGCAGCUGAAGCGCUUCAGCGGUGGCAUGGAGAAGAUCACUCGGCAUGCACCCACACCACUCCUCAUGCCUUGCUUCUGCGAGCCUUGCGCCGCGCGACCCCCUGACCGCCCGCCACAUCACAGGUACAUUCUAUGGGCGGUGAUAAUGCACUUGGGUCAGACGCUGACGGGCGGGCACUACGUGGCGUACGCUCGCGACAGCCCGGGAGAGGGACGCUGCGAGCGCGAGGUGGGAGGCGAGGGCGCGCCCCCCUCCUCCAGCUUCAUGCGCACGCUGUUCAACCGCCCACGCCCAGCCCCGGGCUGCGCUGCCAAGGACUGCUGCGUGCCGCGCCCGAGACCUGACUCCUGCUGGCUCGCCUGCGACGAUGACCUCGUCAAACCCAUCUCGAAUGAAGAAUUCGAAGAUCUUCUCUCCUCCGAACCUAAGAUGAGAUCCGCAGCAACACCUUAUCUUCUCUUCUACGUUAAAAGCGAAGUCGGUUAGUGAUUGUGAUGUCAGUGAUACUCAGUGCCCAGUCUGUGCUUCAAGUCGUGUGUAUUUAAUGGAAAUUAUAUUUUGGUAUAUUACCAAUAUAAAUGUGAAAUUAGUGUUUGUGUGGCAGAGUUGAGUUUAUGAUAUAGAACAACUUAAAUACCAGUCGAGUUUAUUUUUGUAGGUGUCAUGAAUGAAACUUCUGUCAUAUUGGAGUUCACUGUAGGAGAAAUGAAGGUAACAAUUGCUGUAUCCAUGUGAUUCAGUUAUAUUACUUAAAUUGUUCUAAUAUUACGAAAAAAUGUUUAAUAUAAAAGAAAUUG